Messenger RNA from Scatophagus argus, 2868 nucleotides. RefSeq names its product calcium homeostasis modulator protein 6-like. Bases 84 to 1064 code for a protein of 326 amino acids. Gene Ontology annotation, molecular function: monoatomic cation channel activity. The transcript is spliced from 2 exons. The record is from RefSeq and is a predicted model, not a curated record. NCBI's taxonomy places the organism in Eukaryota, Metazoa, Chordata, Actinopteri, Scatophagidae.
CUGAGCGCUGACGACGGCAUAAAAAGGAGGAAGUGAAAGUAUGACUGUUUGGAAACGGCUAAUCUGUCGCACCGCUUUCAGAGAUGGAUAAGUUUAAGACAGUUCUUAACAUCGCUAGCAAACAGACCAAUCUUGGUUUUGGAUUGGUUGCCCUACUGACAGCGGGAGGGGAGCAGAUUUUCUCUUCAGUGGUAUUCAAGUGCCCUUGCAAUGAUCUGAACUUCCUGUAUGGCAUGGUCUUCCUGUUGGUGCCUGCUCUGGCUCUUCUGCUGCUGGGUUACAUCCUGAGUAAGAAGACAUGGAAGCUGUUCACGGGUCUGUGCCAGCAUAGGGCCAAGCUGUGUUCCUGGAGGGGGGUGGCUACCACUGGGAUGGUCCUCAUCCAGAUCAGCACUACUGCUCUUGUGGCACCUUCCAGCUGGGUUGCUGUGGCUCUGCUCAAUGGGAACUACUACGAGUGUUCAAUGACAGGGAUCAAUGUGAGCGCUUACACAAAGUAUCUCUGCCGCAAUAUGAAGUCUCUGGUCCAAUGUCAGGAGGAAAUGUUCAGGUUCCCUUGUGAGAGUAAGAGCACUCUACCACACUCUGACAGAGAGAAUGUUCUACUCACCCUCAGAGCUCAGUCUCAGAUUCUGGGGUGGUUGCUCAUCUCGUCCAUCAUGUUGUCUAACCUGCUGCUGACCUGUGUGGCUCGGUGUGCCUCCCCCAUCAGCUACCUACAGCUGAAGUUUUGGAAAUUAUACAUUCAGGAGGAAAGCACCAUGAUUGAUUCAUACUCCGAAAGACAUGCCAAAGAGCUUGCUGAGAGGAACCUGAAGACCUUUUUCAACCAGAUACAACCUCAAAAUUUCAUCACUCCUUCCAACAAGGACUGGGCGAAGAUCUCCUCCCUGUACAGGUUCAGCACCAAAGAACAGUACUAUAGCACCUUGCACCGGUAUGUGGAGAACAGUCAGGAGGGUGAAAAUGAGAUGAUGAGGAUGGCUUCUCUCAAGUCAAGUGAAUCUGCUGGUGACAACCCUGCUGUUCUUGAUUUUGUAGAUGAUGGCAGGAUAGCACUGUGAGAAGGUUUUUCACUAUCAAAGAAUUGUCUGUGUUAGGGUGAGACCAGUGUACUGAUAUAUGAUGGUAUAUAAUGUCACUGCACAAAGUGCAGGUCUGAGGGAUAGUCCAAGGAGUCAAGGGGCACUGAGAGAUGAGAGAUCUGUGUAUGGUGUCACAAUUGCAGUCCACACACACACACACGUGCACACACACACAACAUUUUUUACAACAUUUUAUUGCAAUACAUCCAACAGUGGUAACACCUCAAUAGGGUCUCGGAACAUUUGGAUUAGUCACUAGGGAACAAAUGAAGAUGGAUGAACCAUUAGUUAAUGAAUUUUCGUCUAAUUUUAUUACGUAGUUAAUGAUUAUUUAAUUAAGAAACUAAUGAGGAACAAAUUAGGAAAGAUUUGAUAAUUGAUGAAAAGUUAUUAAGUACUGCUACAACUACUACUACUACUACUACUACUACUACUAAUGAUGAUGAUAAGAAGAAGAAGAAGGAGAAUUCUUUAUGAAGGAAUAUAUAGUAGAUAAUGAUGAGUUACUAUAGAACAGACUGGUAGAUUCUACACCAUUGAAUCACUAAGUUCUGAUUAGUUCAGGAAUAUUUGUGAAUUGCUCCAUACUGACCACUAUCUCCAUGAGUUUUUCCGGUUUGACUCUGAAACCACUGCUGAACGGCACAAAACUAUUAAUAAAUGAUUAAUUACAAAUUACUUUUUAGUUUAGUUUAAAUUAGUUACAUUUUUUGUGCCUUCUCAAGUAAAGAGAUACAUAAUACUGAGUAGUUACUAAGUACACUCACUAAUUACUGAUUACUUAAUCAUUAGCUACUCUUUUUUUGUGCCUACAGAACUGGUACAGCAUACUGAAUAGUCACAUCACAGACAAAUUUAUAUUCAAAAUAUUUAUUUAUAUUCCAAUUUGUAUUCUGCAGCUUUAGUGAUGCUGAAAAGAACAACAGAAUAAUGUUAUGUUACCCCAGAAAUCCACAUUACCAACACUGCCAUCCAAGUACUACUUAAAAACUGUACUUUUGUUACAAAAGUCGACAGAUUACAUCAAAAGACAAAUCACAGGGCACUAUCACUCAAUGUGUAAAGACAAACUCAAAAAACAAAAAUAUAUAUAUAGGAUCAUAUAAAGGAUCACAAUUCAUCUGAGCCUUGAGUGCAUCAAACAACUUGUUCACCAUGCGUGUGGCAGCUUAAACAGGAAAUCUUUCAUCUUCACUACUUGAACACUUCCUGUACUGCUGAUAACCUGCAGACAUUCAGCAUAUAUCCAUCAGUCAUGAAAUUAACGUAUUGUUCCAAAUUUGUGACUCCUUCUACUUAGUCAUUGUUAAAAAUCAAAGUCUGACUAUGACUUUUUGUUUGUAUCAGCAGAUAAUGCGUAAGGGUUCAUAGAGGAUGUCUCAAAGCUUCCUGUAUAAUGCAUUCAGAGUGUUUUAACUGGAGUAGUCUUGUGGAAAUCGAACAGGAAAACCAUGAAAAGUAUGUGAUCACUUCCUCAUUCUACUCACUGCUGAUGCUGACUGUGCCCCUUUGUCUCUGUGACAAUGGUAUGUUCUUUGUCAACCCAUUUCAAUAGGAUGAAUGAAUUAUCUCAUUCUGGAUGAUAUACUGUAUGUCCGUUUCUCAUAUGCAUGUUUUGUCAUUCCAGACAAAAAUUGUGGAUUUGAACUUGUUCAAAUUCACUGCAAAGGACUUGUUUGCUGUGUUUGGUGAUUUAUUUUGCAUGAAGAGGAACAAAUAAAGUUGUCAUGCCUCUCAUAAGAUAUAAAUGAGUAACAGCUUCACAUAAACAUGAAUGGAAACA